Microthlaspi erraticum is the source of this 405-nucleotide messenger RNA. NCBI's taxonomy places the organism in Eukaryota, Viridiplantae, Streptophyta, Magnoliopsida, Brassicales, Brassicaceae. The record is from the annotation of a GenBank genome assembly.
AUGUUUGAGUUAGUUAAACCAAAAGCCUUCUCGAGAAACAAUAUGAAAGAGUUGAUAAUCGCAAAUCUUCUCCUAAGACGAAGUCGAGCUCUAGCUCGACGGAGUCAAGUCCGCAAGCUGAGUUUGAACGAGUCAAACGAGAAUCUCGCUUCGACGUUCAGAUCCGGAAAUAGCGGGAUCGGUAGUUGCACGUGGACGAGAUACGCGGAGGAGGUUGCGAUCUACUUCGGAGCUAUAAAAGGAGGACGAUUCUUGAUCACAAGGCACGAUGUUCCUUUCUACAUCUCUAAGAGAUUGAAUGUUCUAGACCUCUCGAUAAGUACUCUUUACACUGAGAAUACAUUCUAUCCUCUUUUCUAUACGAUCUUAUCCUUUAUCUUUGAGAUAAUCCCUGGAAAGCUCUAA